Messenger RNA from Acaulospora colombiana, 5523 nucleotides. The record is from the annotation of a GenBank genome assembly. Lineage: Eukaryota; Fungi; Glomeromycota; Glomeromycetes; Diversisporales; Acaulosporaceae.
AUGGUGGUGGAUCAAUAUAGCGAGAGACUUUUCGAUCUCGAUACAAUACUGGGAAUCGAACCCGAUAAUGUUUCCGCACUCAUCAACCGUGGGGAAAUCUAUAGACGACUGGGCAAAUAUGAUGAAGCGCUUUGUGAUCUCACCAGAUCACUGGUGUUAAGCCCUGAUGAUGCUUUCGCGUUGAAGAAUCGUGGAGCAACUUACGUAAUGUUGGGCAAAUAUAAGGAGGCAUUCUCUGAUUUAAACAGAUCGUUAGAAAUAAAUCCCGAUGACGCCUUUUCGCUGAGAAACCGGGGAGAAGUUUACAGAGUUCUGGGGAAAUAUCGAAAUGCGCUCGUUGAUUUAAAUAAGUCGUUAAUGUUAAAACCUGACGCAGUUUUUGCAUUAAGAAAUCGUGGGGAAAUUUUUCGAAUCCUGGGAAAAUAUGAGGAUGCGCUUCUUGAUUUAAAUCGAUCAUUAGAGAUAAAAUCGGACGACGCCUUCGCGUUAAAUUCUCGUGGGGCCACCUACAGAAUGCUGGACAAAUAUGGAAAAGCUCUUUCGGACCUCACACUUGGGGAUCUAAAUAGGUCACUCGAAUUGGAUCGGGGUAACGCCUUUUCGUUAAGAAAUCGCGGGGAGAUCUACCGACUUUUAGGCAAAUACAAAGAGGCAUUGUCGGACUUGAAUAAAUCGCUGGCAAUCAAACCGAAUGCAGUUUUCGCCCUGAGAAAUCGUGGAGAGAUUUUCAGAAUGAUGGGUAAAUAUGACAACGCAAUUUUAGAUUUAAAUAGAUCAUUGAAAAUAAAACCGAACGAUGGCUUUGCCCUGAACGCACGUGGUGCAACUUAUAGGAUGUUGGGUAGAUAUGACGAGGCACUUGCGGAUCUUGAUAAAUCAAUAGAAAUGAAUUUGAAUGAUGAUUUUGCGUUAAAAUUGCGUGGGGAGACUUACAGAGUGCUGGGUAAAUAUAAAGAAGCCCUUUUGGAUUUCAAUAAAUCUCUAAAGAUAAAAUCGGAUGAUGCUUUCGCAUUAAGAAAUCGUGGAGCAACUUACAUACUGCUAAGUAGAUACGAGGAGGCGUUUUUGGAUCUAAAAAGACUAUUGAAAAUAAAACCAGAUGAUCCUUUCGCCUUGAAUUCAUUCGGAAAAACAUGUAAAACGACGAAAAAAUUUAACGAAGCACUGUUCGAUUUCAGCAAAUUAUUGGAGAUCAAACCGAGCGAUGACCUUGUGUUAAGAAACCGUGGAGACAUCUAUAAGAUGUUGGGUGAAUAUGAUAAAGCAAUCUUGGAUUUUAAGAAAUCUCAGAGAGAAGAACGGAAUGACGCCAUUGCACUGAGAAAUCGUGGGGCGAUCAACCGCAUACUGAACAGAUAUAAGGAGGCGCUUUCUGACUUCAAUAAAUCGUUGAGAAUAGAACCCGAUAACGUUACUUCACUGGAAAACCGCGGGUACAUUUAUAUGGUAUUGGGUGAAUAUGAUAAUGCACUUUGGGAUUUUAGUGAAUCGUUGAGAAUAGGGGGGAACAAUGCUUUUGCAUUAAGAAAUCGUGGUAUAGCCCAUAGGAUGCUAGAUAAGUAUGGUGAGGCGCUUUCUGAUUUCAACAAAUCGUUGGAAAUAGAACCGAACAAUCCUAUAACGCUAAAAUGUCGCGGAGAAAUUUACGUGCUGUCGGGAAAAUACAAAAAAGCACUUUCGGAUUUCAAUAGUUCACUGGAGAAAAAAUCAGUCGAUGAUCUUACAUUAUUUAAUCGCGGUCUAACAUAUUCAAUGUUAGGCAAGCGUAACAAGGCACUUUCGGAUUUUAAUGCAUUACUGGAACUUUUAUCUGACGAUGUCCUUUUAUCGAGAGCUCGUGAUAAUGCAUGCGAGAUGUUGGGCAUGAAUGAUAAGGUGGUGUCGGCAUUAAACAAAUCAUUGUCAAAGAGCCCAGAUGAUGUUUUUCUAUUGUGGAAUCGGGGUAUAACCUAUAGAAUAAUGGAAAGGUACAGGGAGGCACUUUCGGAUUUUAACAAAUCACUGAAAAUCAAGCCGGACGACACAUUUGCAUUGAAGAAUCGUGGCGAGGUAUAUAGGAUCAUGGGAAAAUACGAAAAGGCAUUGUCGGACUUCAACAUAUUACUGAAAUCAGAGAAACGGGAUGCCUUUUUGUUAAGAAUUCGUGGGAAAACCUACAGAAUGCUGAGUAAAUAUGAGGAAGCACUCUCCGAUCUUAACAAAUCACUCGAGAUAGCGCCGGAUAACACUUUUGCCCUGAAAAAUCGCGGAGAGGUAUAUAGAAUGUUGAGAGAAUACGAUAAAGCACUUUCAGAUUUCAACAGAUCUCUAGAAAGAAAGUCAAAUGAUGAGUUUUUAUUGUCGAGGCGUGGUGCAACCUACAGAGCGUUGGGAGAAUACGACAAUGCAGUAUCAGACUUAACCCGAUCACUAGAAAUAAAUCCUGAUGACACCUUUUCAUUGUGGAAUCGCGGACAGACUUACAAAUUAUUGGGAAAAUAUGGCAAAGCGCUUUCGGACUUAAAUAGAUCACUAGAGAUAGGACGGAAAGAUACAUUUGCGUUGAAAAGCCGUGGGGAAAUCUAUAAAAUUUUAGGAAAUUAUAAUGAGGCACUUUUGGAUUUGACUAGGUCAUUGGAAAUCAAACCGUAUGACGCUGCGGCAUGGAGCGAUCGCGGGGAGGUAUACAGAAUGUUAGGUAAAUAUAAUGAGGCACUCGCCGACAUUAAUAGGUCGUUGGACGUGAGACCGGAUAAUGCCCAGGCACUUAAAAAUCGCGCAGAAAUUUAUAAGGUGCUACGCAAAUAUAACAAAGCACUCGUGGAUCUAAACAGAUCACUGGAAAUAAACCCCGACGAUUUUUUCGCAUUAAGAUCACGUGGGGAAACGUAUAGAAAGUUGGAUAGGUACGACGAGGCGAUUUUGGAUUUCAAUAGAUUGUUGGAACUAAAGCCGGAUGAUGCCUCACUGGUUAGAAACCGCGGAGAAAUUUAUCGGAUCUUGGGUAAAUAUGAUGAGGCACUUUUGGAUUUAAAUAAAUCAUUGGAGAUCGAACAGAAAAACGCCUUUGCGUUAAAGAACCGUGGGGAAAUUUACAGAAUGUUAACCAGAUACGACGAGGCCCUUUUGGAUUUGAAUGUAUCGUUGGAGGUGGAGAUGGAUGACUCUUUUGCUUUAAAAAAUCGUGGCGCAACAUAUAGGAUGUUGGGCAGGUACAAUGAGGCGCUUUUGGAUUUCGAUAAAUCGCUGCUGAUGGAACCAGACGAUGUUUUUUCAUUGAAAUUACGUGGAGACGUCUACAGGAUGUUAGGAAGAUAUAAUGAAGCUAUUAUAGACCUUGAAAAAUCGCUGGAUAUUGCGAAAGAUGAUGCUUUUGCAUUAAAAAUACGCGGGGAAACCUAUAGGAUGUUGGGUAAAUAUAGGAAGGCGAUUUUGGAUCUUAGUAGAUCACUUGAAAUAGAAAGCAAUGAUGUCUUCGCGUUAAAUUCACGUGGCGAAACUUACAGAAUGUUGGGUGAAUAUGACGAGGCUCUAAAGGAUUUCGACAAAUUAUUAGAAAUCAAGCCAACCGACCCUUUUGCACUAAAGAACCGUGGGGAAACCCACCGAAUACUACACAGAUACAAUGAAGCGCUCUCAGAUCUGAUCAAAUCGCUAGAAAUUAAACCAGGAGAUUUUUUUGCAUUGAGAUCACGGGGAGAGACAUACAGAAUGUUGAAUAAAUUUCACGAGUCACUUUCUGAUAUUAAUCGAUCUCUUGAAAUUAAACAACACGAUGCUUUUGCUUUGAAAAGCCGAGGAGUGAUCUACAAAUUGCUGGGCAAAUAUGACGAAGCACUCUCGGAUUUAAACUUAUCGCUGCAAUUAGAUCCUGGCGAUUGUUUCGCAUUAAAAUCGCGCGGAGAAAUAUUUAAACUGUUGAAUAGAUAUAAUGAGGCACUUGCUGAUUUUAAUGGAUCACUAGAAAUAGAGCCCGUUGAUGCUUUUGUGCUAAAAUCACGGGGAGAAACACAUAGAAUGAUGGAUAGGUAUAACGAAGCGCUUUCUGAUUUUAAUAGAUCAUUGAAAAUAAUACCAGACGACGCGAAUGCUCUAAGGAACCGAGGAAGGGUAUAUAGGAUUUUGGAAAGAUACGAUGAAGCACUUUUGGACUUCAACAAGUCGCUAGAAUUAGAACGAGAUAAUUUUCUUGCGUUAAAUGAUCGAGGGAAAACCCACAUGAUCUUGGGUAAAUAUAACGAAGCACUCGCGGAUUUCAGCGGUUCAUUAAGUAUAAGACCAGAUGAAACCUUUGCGCUGAAGAAUCGCGGGGUAAUUUAUAGAAUUUUAGGCAAAUACAAUGCUGCACUAUCCGAUCUCGAUCGACUGCUGCAUCUGGGUCGAGAUAAUGCCUUUGCAUUAAAAAACCGCGGGGAGAUCUACCGGAUUUUAAGCAAAUACGACGAGGCACUUUCGGACUUGAAUGAGGCGCUAAAAAUGGUGCCAAGUGACGUCUUUGCAUUGAAUUCACGUGGCGCAACUUACAUGAAGUUGGAAAAUUAUCAUGAGGCACUCUCUAACUUUGACAAAUCAUUGAAAAUAAAACCAGAAAAUAUUUUUUCAUUGAAUUUGCGCGGGGAAGUUUAUAGAGCAUUGGGUAAAUACGACGAGGCACUUUUGGAUUUUAAUAGGUCACUGGAAAUUGAACGGGAUAAUUAUUUUGCGUUGAGGAGUCGUGGAAUAGUAUACGUGACAUUGGGUAAAUAUGACGAAGCACUUUCAGAUCUCAAUAAGUUGCUAGAAAGAAAUCCAGAUGAUCAUUUUGUAUUAUGGAAUCGUGGAUCAACCUAUAGAAUUUUAGGUAGAUACAAUGAGGCUCUUACGGAUUUCAACAGAUUGAUGGAAAUAAAAUCAGAUGAUGCUUUUGUAUUGAGAAAUCGUGGAGAUACAUACAGAGCCAUGAAUAAAUAUCGGGAGGCACUUUCCGAUUUGAACCGAUCAUUAGAAAUCGAACCUGGAGAUGCUUUCACUUUGAAAUCACGUAAUGAAGCGUUGAAAAUGUUGACAAAGUAUGAAUCGUGUUCAGAUUUCAAUAGACCGUUCGAAAUCGGCAAAUGGGAUUUUGGGAUAGCACAUGAUGUACUGGAUAUAUGGAAUGAAGGUGUGACGGCAAAUACAAUAAACACCAAAAAUGAAAUUCACUAUAUACCGUAUAAAAAAUUUAAAGAUAUCGAAUAUUUGGCGGAGGGUGGGUUUGGAAAAGUUUAUAAGGCCACUUGGGUAGAAAUUUCCAAAGAAGCGAAGAAAGUGACCCUCAAGUAUUUAAAAGAUUCCAAGAACAAAUAUAAAGAUCUCACAAAAGAGUUGGCAUCGCUCAAGGUUGUCAAUUUCGAGGAAUUCGUUUUGAAAUAUUAUGGAGUCACAGAAGAUCCAAAAACAAGAAAUACAAUUAUUGUAAUGGAAUACGCCAAUGAUGGGAGUUUGCAUCAGUAUUUAUCCAAGCACUUCAGAAAUGUCACGUGGCAGAAAAAGAUCGAAAUACUAUAUUAUAUCGCGACAGGGUAA